AUGGACAUCAGUAGCCUCCCAGACGACUACUUCCUGACUGCUGAUGUAUUCACCAAGAAGCUCUAUCGUGCGAGUUCAGGCCUAGGUGCUCAUGGAUUCAAGGGGGAACAGGCUCGCCUGUACUGGGCAGAGGCUGGAGAGGUGGUGUCAAGACACAUUGAUCUGCGCGUGGGCGAUCUGCGGGAAACAUUGCAAGAGAAUGUUCCCGCCGUUGACAUACCUCUUUUGGACAAUGAUCUGGGCUCUUAUGGUGCUGCUCGCUUUGAAAGUUGUCCAGCCGUAUCUCCGGCAUGGCGCAGUUGUAAUCAUCGAUAA
Molecule: messenger RNA, 315 nt
Organism: Aspergillus pseudotamarii
Lineage: Eukaryota; Fungi; Ascomycota; Eurotiomycetes; Eurotiales; Aspergillaceae
Exons: 4
Coding region: 1-315 (104 amino acids)
Source: RefSeq, a predicted model, not a curated record